GCGGAGCGAGAGAGACACAGAGAGAAGGAGCUAUUGAGAGUGACAACAGGAGUCGUGCCAUUUCCCAUCGCCGGUGUUUAAACUACCCGUCUCUUUCACGCCGGAAAGGAGGAGAAGGCUCGACGUUUCUCGAGUGAUCUUCCACAAGAGAGCCCGGGCCAACUUGUCCGUUGCAAAAGCAUUCGCACGACGACUUCUUCUCCCCAAAAUUGCCCCGUAUCCUUUCCGCUCGGUCGAUGUCGCGCGUCAUAGAGACACGGGCCUUUCGCAGGGCGUCGGCAGCGAGACGCCCCGCUCCCCCGGUGUCCCGCUCGGACCGGAUCCCACCGCCGCCGUCGGCCUCGGAGAUGCACGCCGAAGCGGCCAGGCUGCUGUCCUUCUCCGAGGGGUGGCCCGAGUCGUCCCCCGUGCGGUCCGCGGACUUGGCGCGGGCCGGACUCUACCGCGUGGGUCCCGACGACCUGGUGGCCUGUUUCCGCUGCGGCGGGAUGAUGCAUCGCUGGAAGGCGGGAGACGACCCCGUCCGGGAGCACGCCAGGCACUUCCCCGCCUGUGCUCUCAAGGCUCAACUACCGGGACAGACGCCGCAGAGUACAACUGCGGAGAUUGAGCACGCAUCGCCAUCGGUCGAGGAGCUUCUGGACAAGCGGAAGAGCGGCUGUCCUGCAAAGUGUGCAUGGAGCACGAGGGCGCUCCGGGCCAUCAUGGCUUAG
This is a messenger RNA of Lethenteron reissneri (Far Eastern brook lamprey), 713 nucleotides long. Its product is annotated as baculoviral IAP repeat-containing protein 3-like. The record is from RefSeq and is a predicted model, not a curated record. Gene Ontology annotation, cellular component: nucleus; cytoplasm. Lineage: Eukaryota; Metazoa; Chordata; Hyperoartia; Petromyzontiformes; Petromyzontidae.